UCCGAUCGCCAUUAAAAAAGCUUCACCAGAAGCAUUACUGCAUAGCACACCGACGAAGCUCUGAAGAUGGAGGUUGCUAAAUCAUCCGUAUUCUGGAUUUCCGCGGUUUUUUAUUUCUUCCUUUUCCGUAUUCUUCUCAGAUUCCUGGACAAGGUAUGGUGGACGCCGGUUCGGCUGCAAGCGAAAAUGAAUUCGCAGGGAGUCCGAGGUCCUCCUUACAGGUAUCCUCAUGGAAACGCCAAGGAAAUCUCUCGCAUGAGCGGCCAAUUCAUUGAUAAGGAGAUGGAAAUUUCACAUAACGUACUUCCGAGGAUCCAUCCUCAUGUGUACGCAUGGUCCAGUGUUUACGGAUCAAAAUUUAUAUGCUGGCAAGGCACGGAGUGCCAAUUGUUUGUCUUGGAACCGGAGAUGAUAAAGGAGAUACUGAUGAACAGAGAUGGCGUCUUUCCUAAAAUGGAUAUUAAAGGCAGCGCAAAGAAGCUUCUCGGGGACUCAAUUAUUCUUAAUGAAGGCGAAAAAUGGGAAAAAAUCAGAAAAAUUGCCAAUCACACUUUCCAUUCAGAGAGUCUGAAGAAAAUGGUUCCAGAUAUGAGUUCAAGUGUUGCAAGAAUGUUGGAUGACUGGAAAGCUUAUGAAGGAAAGGAAAUUGAUGUGUUCAAGGAGAUUGGGCUGCUGACCACUGAGAUUAUUUCCAGGACAGCCUUUGCAAGUAGCUAUAUGGAAGGAAAACAUAUCUUUGAGAUGGUGGCUAAUUUGACAAAAUUAACAGUUCAAACUGUCUUCAAAGUCAGGUUUCCUGGAAUCAGGAUGAUCGUAAAAUCUGCUGAUGAGAUUGAAGCUGAAAAACUUGUGCAGCGGAUCAAAAGCUCUAUACUCGAGCUGGCGAAAAAGAGGGAGGAAAAGGCGAGGAAAGAUGGCGAAUUCGGAAGUGAUUAUCUUGGGCAGCUUGUGCAGUUAACCCAUGAAUGUGACAUGAAGAAACGGAUCUCAACAGAGCAGAUGAUUGAAGAGAUCAAGGCGAUUUAUGGUGCAGGUCAUCUUACACUAACAAACUUGCUCAGUUGGACCAUUUUAUUCCUCGCUACGAACACAGAUUGGCAAGACAAAGCCCGGGCCGAGGUUUUGAAAGUAUUCGGCAAAAACAGCCUGGAUUCUGACGGCGUUUCAAGAUUGAAAAUUAUGAACAUGAUCAUCAACGAGGCCCUCCGGCUAUAUCCACCGGCCGUUUUUCUAACAAGGAAAGUUUUAAAGGAAGUGAAAAUCGGGGACUUAUGUAUUCCUCCGAAGAUAAAUAUUUAUAUCCCUAUUGUAGCAAUGCACCAUGACCGGCGUAUUUGGGGCGAAGAUGCUAAUUUUUUCAACCCCGGGAGAUUUUCCAAAGGGAUUGCCAAAGCCACGAACAACAACACGGCUGCGUAUCUUCCGUUUGGGCUUGGACCUCGUACUUGCGUGGGGUUAAACUUCGCCACCAACGAAGCCAAGAUUGUACUUUCGAUGAUCUUACAGAAAUACACCCUCGCGCUUUCGCCAAACUAUGUCCAUUGCCCGGCGUUCGAGUUCCUUCUUAAGCCGAAAAAUGGAGUCCAAAUCAUCAUCAACAAAGUGUGAAAAGGGAUCAGGUAUGCUUGUAAUGAAAUGGGUAUUAUUGCUCUACUACAAGACAUCAAGAUUGGGUUAACAAGUGAAUUAUUUGUGAUAUUGAAACCAGCAUAAGAUCAAGAUGAUGAUCCCUUUUGUCUGAAUGCUGACAGAGGACAUUUUUUUGGAUCAUAGGAUGUGUCCAAACAGGGCAGCUCACCUAUCAUUCAAACAAUAAUUUAGAUACAGAAUCAUCUGUGAUCAAUUUCAUUGCAACUAACUCAAAUCUAUCCACAUCAAAUUCAAUUAAACACAAUAUAUUAAAUUUAAAUAAACAAAAAUUUACAUAUAUGUCAAGCCAAUAGCCAGAAAUCCUUCUGCCUUUUAGUGGUGAUGAGAUACCCUCCAACUUUCUUGCUCUUCCUCCUCACUGCAAUGGCCAUACAAGUAGCAUUUUGGACACAGUAUUCCGCCACCCCUCCGGCCACCGCCGCCCGACCGCCGCCACCGCCGCCAGCCCACAUCAACAUCAGCCGCCACGCUAGGCUCAUCUUCUUCUGCCCCACCACCAGCAGCGCCGCCUCCUUCGCCUUCGCCGC
Molecule: messenger RNA, 2177 nt
Organism: Andrographis paniculata
Lineage: Eukaryota; Viridiplantae; Streptophyta; Magnoliopsida; Lamiales; Acanthaceae
Product: cytochrome P450 CYP749A22-like
Exons: 5
Coding region: 67-1608 (513 amino acids)
Molecular function (GO): heme binding; iron ion binding; oxidoreductase activity, acting on paired donors, with incorporation or reduction of molecular oxygen
Source: RefSeq, a predicted model, not a curated record